Molecule: messenger RNA, 1713 nt
Organism: Cadophora gregata
Lineage: Eukaryota; Fungi; Ascomycota; Leotiomycetes; Helotiales; Ploettnerulaceae
Exons: 1
Coding region: 1-1713 (570 amino acids)
Source: RefSeq, a predicted model, not a curated record
AUGUCCACAACCUCCGCUACCAUCCACGGCUUCCCCAACUUCACCUACGAGCCCCUCGACCUCUCCGCCGUACGCCCCUCCAUCCGCCUCGCGAUCCUCGAGCCCGGUCACCGACACACCCCCAUCCGCGUCAAACUGGGUCGCUCCGCCUUCGCAGACCGGCCAAAGUACGAAGCGCUAUCAUACACAUGGGGGCGAGCCGACGACCUACGAGCUAUAGAGCUCAACGGCGUGCGGGUUGAGGUGCGGAAGAACCUCUUCCUGGCACUGGUCCAUCUGCGCCAUACGUCCGAGGAGAGGGUGCUGUGGAUAGAUGCGAUAUGUAUCAACCAGGCGGAUCUGGAGGAGAGGAAUAGGCAAGUGGAGUUGAUGGCGUAUAUCUAUGCGCGGGCGAAGAGGGUGCUGGUUUGGUUGGGGAUUAUAGUUCCUUUCGGCGCACAGACGAUGGGGAUGGAGGAUGAGCGGGUUUAUAAAUUAUCACCUUACCGGGGCUUAGAUGAUCUGGUAACGCUGUGUCAUCAGUCGUAUUGGAGGAGGAUAUGGAUUGUGCAGGAGAUUGGAGCGGCGACGGAUUUGGAGCUCCAUUGGGGGUUGAAGUCGCAGAUCGAUCAGGAGAAUAAUUGGCAGUCGAAUUCGGCACUAUGGGUGAACUUCUUUAGCAGUAUAAUGGAGGACGAUGGUACGAACUUGGCUGUUAAGUUGGCACGGCAGAGAGAGGGAAGACACGGAGAUAGUUUUCUGCUGGCGAAUUUAAUGGAGGUUUGCAAGGACUCGCUCUGUGAAGAACCAAGGGAUAAAGUGUAUGGAUUCGUUGGAAUUGCGCAUGAUUGUCAGGAUGGAAGCUUCCCAGUCGAUUAUUCGAAAUCCUUGUUCGAGGUAUACGAAGAUGUGGUUCGAUUCCAGUAUCGUUCUACGGCAUCGAAUACCAAGACGGUUGUGCACUUUAGUCAAUUGGUUCAGAAGCUCUUGGGAGGAACAUAUCAGAUGCAGCAGGAUCUGGGGGACAAAAAGAGUCCAUUUGUCGCACUGCAAUCCAACAACGACAGAACGAAAGCAUUCAAAGCAGUGGGUGUCUACACGGGAAGCGUAUCUUCCGUUGGCUGUUCCUACGAUGAAUUCAUCGCCGUCCCAGAUGCUACUCGAAAAUGGAAAGUCUCUCUCCAGAAAUGCCAAACAGAUCUCGAGAAGCUCCGCAAGAAGAACGAAGGAUUCAUGCGCGUUCUCCUGGAUCUCGAGAAGUCCGAACUCGACAAGAUCCGCGCCAUCGAACCCAACUUCUCCUGGAAGGGUGCAAAAGACAUGCAUGGCGUCCUGGGGGUUCCAACGCGAGGUAGCAGAAGCGAGCACGAACUCCUCCCGCUCUUCAAAUUCGGGCCUGAAGAGAAUGGUUCGCCGGAACAGUCUGCUCCACGACUGUUCUCUACGCGUUCUGGUGUGAUUGGAUUGUUACCUAGCAAUGCCCGGGUGGGAGAUAUGUUGUUUCAUUUCUGGGAGUCGGAUGUGGUUGCAGUUGUGAGGCUGGAGGUAUCGUAUGUGCGGAUCAUUGGGAGGGCGGCUGUUGCGAAUACGGAGUUUGUGAGUGAGUCGAAGUUUUAUACGCCGGGGGAUUGGGUGGAGGAUAGGGAGGGGGAGGGAGGUGGAGGGUUAGACUUUGAGAAGAAGGGGAUUGAGUUGUACAUGGAUAUACCUACGCUACAGGUGUUAACGCAAUAG